Nerophis ophidion (straightnose pipefish) is the source of this 2947-nucleotide messenger RNA. It is a transcript of the gene fam13c, whose product is annotated as family with sequence similarity 13 member C. The transcript is spliced from 10 exons. Bases 470 to 1951 code for a protein of 493 amino acids. The record is from RefSeq and is a predicted model, not a curated record. NCBI's taxonomy places the organism in Eukaryota, Metazoa, Chordata, Actinopteri, Syngnathiformes, Syngnathidae.
CCGCCUCAGACCGCAGCGCUUGGUUCCAGCCUCCAUGUUCGUGACACGGAGGCAAGCGGCUCUACUCGACUCCCGCAGCGCCAUCAAAUAGACUCGCCCUGACAACGUUGCCGUGGAAACCCCUCCUCAUCCCGUCUCCUCCUCCUCGCCCACGCCGCACGCAUCGACAGGAGCGGUAUUCCCGCCGCGCCCCUUCUUGCCGUGCCUGAUGAAUAAUCCAUGUGGAGGCAGCCGGGUCCAGGCAAGACAUGCCAUGUGCAUUUAGGAAUGGUCUCCUGGUCACAUGAUGGACUUCUUGGCACGGAGGCGAUCUGACCCCGCCGACUUGUUUUUGAGGAAGGCGACUGCCAUGUUCCUACUGACCUCUACUGAUUCCCUGUACGCGCUAAACGCCGCGUGACACCUCCGUCCUCGACCACCGUGGAGGACCUACGGCUUGAGGAAGACGCCGCCGCCGCCGCACCUCGCCAUGUUCUGUUUCUGUUUCCAGAGCCCGUCCCUCAAGCUGCAAGCCCUGGAGGCGGACACGGGUCCCCCUAACCCGGCACCCGAGGACCCCGGAGACCAGAGGAGCCUGCCUGCCCACCGGCAGCCUCCCUGCAGCGGGGAGUCCAGUCACACGCCGUUUCUCCACUCGCCUCCGCCAGUGGAGCGGUUCCAGCCUGUGGACUCGGCGCUCUGUGCUCCCGUGUACUCCCCCGCCCCGCCACCGUGGGGCGCCCCUGGAGAUGAGGAGCCCCCGUCCAGCUCUCCGGGCUCCACCGGCAGCCCUCCACUCCUCUCCAGCCUCACCACCAGCGAGUGUCCCGUGCCGUCGCCACGCUGCCCCAACCUGAGCGGCAGUCUGCGCUACAACCUGGACCCCGACAGCGCCCCCUCGCCGCCGUGCUCGCAGCACAUCCGCAUGGCGCGCCGCAGUGUCCACGCCGAGCCCGAUGACGCCACCUUGUCCGUGUCGCUGCUGAAACGACACGUCCAGACCUUGAGGAAGAGGAUCCGGCAGCUGGAGGAACAUUUUGAGCAGGAGAGGCUGAAGCCUUCCUACUACGACAAGACCGCCGCACACCCGGAGGUUGCCAGACUCAUCAAGGAGCUCCUGAAGAGCCGCAAGCAGCUUAAAGAGCUCAAGCUGUGUGACGUAGAGGCCGACGUCCUGAAGGGGGCUCUGAUCACCCCGAGGGAGUCUGGACUCUCAGGACCUGAGCCGGAACACAUCAACAUCAAGAAGAGCAGCAUCAGCAUCAGCAAGAAGCCCAGCGUGGAGGACAGCGUGCAGGUGGUGGUCAGCAGGCUGAAGGAGCGCAGACGAGAGCUGGGACUGCCGGACAGCAUCCAGGACAUGAACCAUCACCAGAUGAGCUUGGAGAAGUCCAGCCUGCAGAAGUGUCUCCUGUACUUUGAGAGUCUGCAUGGACGGCCGAGUACACUUCCGGAAUGUUCCGUCAUGAAGCCUUUUUAUGAUCGCUAUCAGGUCCUCAAACAGCUGCUGCUCCCCUCCUCUUCCUCCUCCUCCUCCUCCUCACCCACGCUCAUCACCACCAUCGAGGAAGAGGAGGGUUCUGAUGAAGAACCAAGCCCCGCACCAGGAAGUGAGUCAUCGGAGGCGCCGCUGUCUGUUCCCGCCGUGGACAUGUCCUCAACACCUGUGGUGUCUCCGCUGGACGAGGACAAGUCUCUCCGGAUGCAGUUGGUCACCAUGGCAACGCUACAUGAGGCCUCCAGAUCGGAAUUAUUAGAGCAGCUGAGGAGCACACGCUUGGAAAAACGAAGGCUUCGUCGAGCGCUUCGAGAGUUUGAAGACCUUUUCUACACGCUGAGUGGCAGGGUCUGUCAAAAGGACGACCGCGGCCCUAUGGCAGAGGAGUACUGCCAGUACAAGAACCUCAAAGCAAAGCUCCGCCUCCUGGAGGCUCUGCUCAGUAAAAAAGAGGAAAGAGCCAAGAGCAGCUGAGCUUCUCCGUGUCCAAAAGAAAUGAUGCACUUUACAGGAAGAUGGAAGUCCAAAAAGCACAAGAUGGCGCGACGUGUUUGUUAUGUAGCGUACUUCCUUGCUUUAUUUGUACAGGAUGAUCAGUGGAUUUAUGGCACUUUGCUAAUCCUGUGAAAUAUGCAUAUCUUGGCAAAAUCAAUCUCGGACGGAGUAUUGGAGUAUCGGGGCCACCACGACAAGUCCAGGGAGAAAUAGAUAAGUAACGUGAGAAAAAGAAGGAGAAGGUUGCAAUAUUGUGAGAAUAAAAUGGAAAGUGCUAGCUAAUAUGUUUCAGAUCAGUCAUAAAAUUACAAGGGAAGAAGUCCAAAUGUUUUAACAGUCAUAUUUUUCCCCGAGGAAAAAAAGUCACAUUACAUGAAUAUUUUUGGAGAAAAAAAAAAAAAAUCAUAUUUACAAAUAUCAGCAGGGAAAAAGAAGUAAAGAGUUCUAUAACGAGAGAGAAGUCAUACAUUCACGUUAUUGUCUUAGAACAGAAAAAUUGCAUUUACACCAAUAAUACUUUGUCAGCGUGGCCCUGCUACUCCUUUCUUUUCUGCUUUGUGCCGUCUCUUCUGAUGUAAUUCUUCUUUUUAUCAACUGUGUUCAUAAUCACUAAUCGCUGUCAUCAUCAUAGAACACUCUCUAUCUACUGGAUAUGUACAGAUGAAUGUCUCCAUAAAAAAUAAAUAUUUUUCCACAUUUAUCCCGCUAAACAGUGUUUUUUUUUUUUCUCUUUUGUCGCUCCCACCUUACACUAUGACGGACGGUCGCCACGGCGAUGGCACGCUCAUGCUCGUUAAAGGUCACCAGGCUCGUCCAUCACAGUACACGUCACUUUACCGGCUGAUGCGUUCGCUUACAGUAGGAUUGCGCAGCUUCUUUUAAUACCUUUGGUUUUUUGAAAGGAUGCAGGCAGCCUGGUUGGGGGAAAGGGGACUGCAGUACCAGUCCAAGCCACUGGAGGGAGGUAUAAAGAAA